AUGGAGGUGAAUAGGCUGCCCGUCCUCUCCAUCUUCCGGUUGCAGUGGCUCCUGCGGGAGCUGGACAAGGAGGAGUUCUGGGCAUUCAAGAAGACGCUGAGGGAGAGGUAUGUGGAGCUAUCCCACCACAUGCUGCCCCAGGCCGAGUUGGAGCUGGCAGGCCCGGAGCGCCUGGCCUUCCUCCUGCACGAGUACUAUGAGAAGCCUGUGGCCUGGGUCAUCACCAGCAACAUCCUGGAGGACAUGGACCUGCUGGCACUUGCGCAGGAGGCCCGGCAGGAGAUGAGACGCGAGGCUCAGGAUGAGAAUUCAGGCUACAAAGACCAUGUGCUGACCAUAUUUACCCAGGAGCUGGACGGACACCCUGAGGCAAACCCCACUGAAGGCCUCGACAUGCAGGCACUGGCUGGCGCCUUUGACCCCGACCAGAAGGGCUUCCGGCCCAGCAUAGUGGUUCUGCAGGCCCCAUCGGGCCCUGCGGGACGGGCUCUGUCCCGCAGGAUCUUGCGGUGCUGGGCACAGGGUGCACUCUACUGUGACUUAUUCUCCUAUGUCUUCCUCCUCUCGGCUGGAGAGCUGCGGGGGAUGAAAGAACAGAGCCUGGUGGAGCUGAUGGCCAGGAACUGGCCCAACCACCAGGUCCCCAAGGCCAAGAUUAUGUCCCAACCCCAGCGGCUCCUGUUCAUCGUGGACGGGCUAGAGGAGCUGGGCACUGCCUGGUGCCAUGAGCAGGCGAGGCUCUGUGCAGACUCCACAGAGAGGCAGCCCAUGGCGGCCCUCAUGUACAGCCUGCUGCGGAAGGCACUGCUCCCCGCAUCCUCCAUCCUCAUCAUCACCACGGAUGAGGGCGUCCAGCAGCUCAAGGCUGUGGUAGCGUCUCCCCGCUACCUGGUGGUUCGGGGGCUGUCCAUGGAGGGCGGGGCUGAGCUUGAAGACCUCACGGCCGACAGGGUGGAGGCGCUGGUCUCGGGGUUCAUGCUGACCGGAUCCUGGCUGCUCAGCUGGCACCAGGCAUCGCUGGUGUGCAGGCUGCUGUGUGCGGCUCUGAGGCUGCCGGGGGCACAGGGCGCCUGGAUGCAGGGGCUGGCUGGUCACAGCCUCACCGGCUUCUACCUCACCUACCUGUUACACCAGGUAGCCCCUGGCCGGCCCUGCCUGGGCCAAAGGGAGCAGGUGACCCUGUGGGGCCUGUGCAGCCUGGCUGCCUACGGCUUGUGGGGCGGGAAGACCCUGUUCCACAGACGACACCUGAGGGCCCACAGGCUGAGGAAGGUCACGGUGGAGGCCCUGGUGCGCUCUGGCCUCCUCCUGAGGCAGGAUGCUGGCUACACAUUCCCUAACCCUAGCCUCCAGGGCUUCUGUGCCGCCCUGUUCUACAUCCUGGUGGGGUCGGGUGGGUGGCCCUUCGGCCCCCGGGGCCACGUCAGGCCUGAACUGGACUUGCGGCCCAGCAGCCUCUCCCCUCUCCUGCUCUGGGUGAAGCACUUCCUGUUCGGCUUCCUCAGCCCACCUGUGGCCUGUGCCCUGAGGACCCGGCUUGGCCUCCUGGCCUGCGAGGAGCUGCGGCACUUGCUGCAGCACUGGAUCUCCCUGCUCGGCCGGCAGGGCAGUGCGGCCCCAGCCGACGUCCUGGAUGCUUUCCACUGCCUCUUCCAGACGCAGGAUGAGGCCUUUGUUUGUGGGGCUCUGAGCGGCUUCCAGGAUGUGCGGCUCCCAGUGAGCCACUGGAUGGACUUGCUGGUGUCCUCCUUCUGCCUCCAGUCCUGCCCGGCACUGAGUAGCCUCCAGAUCGACGUCAGAGAUCUCUUCUUCCCAGAAAAGCUGCAGGAGCUCGGCCCAGCUGGCCCACCUGGGCUGGCAGUCAAGGCUGUCCUGGAGGAGCAGUGGGAGCACCUCUGCUCUGUGCUCAGCACCCACCCCAGCCUGCGCCGGCUCCACCUGGGUAGCAGCGUCCUGAACGAGUGGGCCAUGAAGACGCUGUGCGAGAGGCUGAGGCAGCCGUCCUGCGGCGUCCAGGCGCUGAUAUUGAAAAACGCAGAGAUUUCCUCCAGCCUCCAGCACCUGUGGAUAAUCCUCGCCACCAAUCAGAACUUGAAACACAUCUACUUGGCCAGCACUCUGCUGAGAGACAAAGAUGUGGAGGCCGCCUGUGAGGCCCUGAGACACCCCAACUGUUCGCUGACAUCUCUGCAGCUGGAUUCCUGUGAGCUGAGCCAUGCAGGUUACCAGAUGCUCUCCCAGGCCCUCAGUGCCCCCAUCAGCCUGACGUCUCUCAGCCUGGCAAGAAACAAGAUGACGGACCAGAUCCUGCAGCACUUCUGUGAUGCCUUGAAGAACCCGCAGUGCUCCCUGAGGAGGCUGAUACUGGACAGCUGUGGCCUCACAGACACCAGCUCCCAGCUGCUGGCCUCAGCCCUCAUGAGCAACCCCAGCCUGACACACCUGUGCCUGUCGAACAAUAACCUGGGGGCCGACAGGCUGAGCCUGCUGUGCCUACUGAGGUUGCCCAGCUGUGCGCUCCAGCGGCUUGUCCUGAACCACUGUCACCUGGGAGUGACCAGCUGUGGAUUCCUGGCAUUUAUACUGCUGAACAACUCAAGCCUGACGCACCUGAGCCUGAGCAUGAACCCCCUGCAGGACAGUGGGCUGCAGCUCCUGUGCGAGGCCCUCCAGGGGCCGUCCUGCCGCCUUCAGGGCCUGGAGGUGGCAAGUUGUAACCUCACCUCAGCGUCUUGCAAGUCCCUGGCCCGCGUCCUAGGGCAGAGCAAGCACCUGAGGAGCCUGGACCUUGCCACUAACGCCCUGGGGGACAGCGGAGUGGCCACACUGUGUGAAGGGCUGAAGGCAGAGCAUGGCUCCCUGAGGAGACUUGGGUUGGAGGCGUGUGGCCUGACCUCAGAUUGCUGUGCCAUGCUGUCAUCCACCUUGUCCCGCAACAAGAACCUGACCAGCCUGAACCUGCUGCGUAAUGACUUCAGCCCCUUGGGGGUCACCAUGCUGUGCUCUGCCUUUGCGCACCCCUUGUGUGGCCUGCAGGUGAUUGGCCUGUGGAAGCAGCAGUACCCCAAACCGGUCAGAAAGCUGCUGGAGGAGACACAACAGCAAAAGCCCCAACUGGAAUUCAGGGGUGAUUGGUACUCCCUCGAGGAAGAUGAUCGGCUUUGGUGGAAAAGAUGAAGGCUUGGAGAUUCUCUCUCUCUCUCUCUCUCUCUCUCUCACACACACACACACACACACACUGACAGGACGGGAGCACCUCCAGGAGGACGGCAGUCUCUGGCUCCUGCCCGGCCCAUGUGUGUCCCCGCAGCCCAGUCAUUGCACCCAAAGGCCGUGACCUUCACUUCCCAGGACCUGGGUGUAUACAAUGACCCUUGAGCACUUGGGGAUUAAAUAAACACCGAGCAUCUGA
Molecule: messenger RNA, 3412 nt
Organism: Perognathus longimembris pacificus (Pacific pocket mouse)
Lineage: Eukaryota; Metazoa; Chordata; Mammalia; Rodentia; Heteromyidae
Gene: Nlrp5
Product: NLR family pyrin domain containing 5
Exons: 10
Coding region: 1-3177 (1058 amino acids)
Biological process (GO): regulation of inflammatory response
Cellular component (GO): cytosol; mitochondrion; subcortical maternal complex
Molecular function (GO): protein binding
Source: RefSeq, a predicted model, not a curated record